AUGGUGCCCACGUCGCCCGCGGGCAGGGUGGUCGCCGGGCUGAUGUGCGUCUGCGGCGUCAUGAUCAUGGCCGUGGCCUCGGCGCAGUUCUCCCUCCUCUUCCGCGAGAGGUGGGUGCAGGCCAAGGCGCGGGACCACUUCCGGCGGCAGCUCGAGAGCCACAGCGACGGCGCGCUGGCAAGGGAGCGCGACGAGAUCGAGCAGCUGGCCGCGAACAUGCGGCACACCGUCGACCAGCUUGUCGCGAAGGUCGCGGGCGCCUCGCUCGAGGCCGGUGACGGAUCAACUCCGGCUGAGGUUGCGCCGCUGCUCAUGUCCAUCAAAGAGCACGCCGCCGUGCUCAAUGUCGGCACAUGUUCGUUCAUCUACGACGCGCUGGCCUCGGCGCUCCUCGAGAGCGAGGCCAAGUCCGCGAUCGCGGAGGUGCCGCCCGACGCGGAGGGCCGCGCGGAGUUUUCCACACCCGCGAGGCAACCGUCCAUGAGCGACGUCGGCAGCGCCGCGACCACGGCCGCCAUCGUCCGGCAGCUGAGCCCCGCGGCCGGGUACCCCGGCAGCCAGCUCGGCCUCCUCAGGAAGCGAGCCACAUCCAUGGCCUUGACGGCGCAGGAGAUGUGCCUUGACGAGGAUGCUCCGCAUCCUGCGCAGAUGGAGAGGAGAUGCAGCGACCCAGGCAUUGGACGGCAUCGCAGCGCGAAUGUCCUCGGCGAGGACACCGCGGCGGGGGCCGAGGGCGCGGGGGCCGAAGGUCCGACGCCCACGGGCCUGGAGCCCGAGCCCCUUGCCAGGGCCUCCGAGGGCUUCUCCGACGUCUCCGACGUGUCCGACGAGAACGACGGCAAGGCCGACGGGCGUGCUGCGGGCGCCGUCCUGGAGCGCCCCUCCGUGGCUCCUGCGCGGCCGGCGGGAGCCGGCGACGAGGACGACAUCGAGGCCAGCGACGGCGAGGCCCGCGGGUGCGCCGCGGGCGCCGUCCCCGAGCGCCCCGCUUUGGCUCUGGCGCGGCCGGCGGAAGCGGGCGACAAGAACGACGACGUCGAGGCCGACGACGGCGAGGGCGACGGCCGGGCCGACGUCGAGGCCGAAGGCGAGGACGAGGGCGAGCACGACAAGGGCUCACACGGCGAGGCCAGGGACGAGAACGCGGCCGCGGCGCGCCCGGCGAGAGCGGCCAGCGAGGACGCACCCGACGAGGGCCCGCAGUAA
Molecule: messenger RNA, 1206 nt
Organism: Prorocentrum cordatum
Lineage: Eukaryota; Dinophyceae; Prorocentrales; Prorocentraceae
Source: the annotation of a GenBank genome assembly